AUGGGGGAAAAGGCUAAACUUAUCAAAUCAGUACUUCAAAUUAUGACCUUUCGUAUUCUUGCAUCUAAAGACUGCUUUUUUAUUGGAACUUCAUCACAAAAGAAGAAGAGGAAGAAGAAGAUGUUUCCAGAUCUUAAAGGGAAACCGUCAAAGAAUAUAAUUUCAGAGAAGAAACUUGUGAAGCCGUCAAAGAGUAUAAUUGAGGAGAAGAUAGUUGUGAAGCCGUCAAAUAGUAUAAAUCAGAUGGAUGUUGAUCAGGCCAAUCAAAUCCACUUCCCGGAGGAAAUAAUUGUGGACAUCCUCAGCAGGUUACCUGUGUCGUCUCUUCUUCGAUUCAAAUGUGCUUCAAAAUUUUGGAAGACAUUAAUCUCGGGCCCAUGCUUUAAGGCGAAGCAUUGCAAUCAUGCGAAGAAUAAUAAAAAACUUCUUAUUUGCCAAGUUUUCUCUGCGGUUAGUUCGACUUCAAUUUUGUAUUCUGCUUCUUUAUCAUCGGGUCGACUGGUUGGGGAUGUACAAGAGCUUGGUUCCCCUUCAAAUCAUAUACGGUGUGGUUACCACAUAUUAUGCUGUUGCGAUGGCUUGUCUCUUCUUUUGUCUGCUCGUGACCACCACCAUUUUCUGUGGAACCCAUCCACAAAUGAAUCAGUAGUACUUCCUAGUCCUGAAUUCCCAAUGGUACACACUAGCACUUACGGAAUGGGAUACGACUCAAUUAGUGAUGACUAUAAGAUUCUUAAGAUUGCCAAAAGCAGUUAUGAUGCCGUACCCAGUAAAAUCUUUGCUCUAAAGAGUGGUUCUUGGAGAAUAAUUGAUAACCAUCCUCAUGCCUUUCACAAUAAAGUCUCUGGUAGGGACUCUUUGGCAUUUCUUCGUGGCACAUUUCAUUGGAUCAGUGAGGAUUAUUUAUCUAAGUAUUUUAUGGUUUCAUUUAAUAUAUCAAAUGAAGUGUACGGAGAGAUACCGUUGCCAGAGGGAAUUGGCAAUAUUCCCCACAUGGGUUACCUAAUACACGGCGUUUCAGUAUUAGAAGGAAUGCUUUGUGCUUAUUGUACUUUCAAAAAUAAAGAGGCGGGCACUUUUAAGUUAUGGGUAAUGAAAGACUAUGGUGUCAAGGAAUCUUGGACUGAAUUAUUUACUAUACGAGGGACCGAUCUAUCUUUGGCCGUACCGAAAUAUAGGUUUGCGGAUGGUGAAGUGCUACUCUACUACGAAGAGGGUGGAUAUUAUGGGUUUAGGACAUCCGGAGGACGUCCAUUUGGAUUGCUGCCUUCAUUUCUUGCUGUACAAGAAGGACUCGUUUAUACUGAAAGUUUGAUCUCUCCAAAAUUACUUACUUAG
This is a messenger RNA of Lycium ferocissimum, 1338 nucleotides long. RefSeq names its product F-box/kelch-repeat protein At3g23880-like. The transcript has 2 exons. The coding region runs from base 1 to 1338 and encodes 445 amino acids. Lineage: Eukaryota; Viridiplantae; Streptophyta; Magnoliopsida; Solanales; Solanaceae. Gene Ontology annotation, molecular function: protein binding. The record is from RefSeq and is a predicted model, not a curated record.